Molecule: messenger RNA, 2353 nt
Organism: Columba livia (rock pigeon)
Lineage: Eukaryota; Metazoa; Chordata; Aves; Columbiformes; Columbidae
Gene: ACOT12
Product: acyl-CoA thioesterase 12
Exons: 15
Coding region: 146-1792 (548 amino acids)
Biological process (GO): acyl-CoA metabolic process
Cellular component (GO): extracellular exosome; cytosol
Molecular function (GO): lipid binding; fatty acyl-CoA hydrolase activity; acetyl-CoA hydrolase activity
Source: RefSeq, a predicted model, not a curated record
GAGGCGAUUCCACCUCAGCCCUGGGUGUCGGGGCGGGACCGGGCCGCCCCAGCCCGCUAAGUAGCGGGGAGCCCGGGCUGAGCCAGCGCUGCCCUUCCGUGCCCGGGGGAGCCUCGGCCGCCGGUGCCCCGCCAGCCGCGGGGCUAUGGAGCAGCGCGGGAACGCGGGCGGCCGUGUCUGCAUGUCACAGACCGUCUUCCCGGCACACGCCGACCACCGCGGGGAGCUGAGCGCCGGGCAGCUCCUCAAGUGGAUGGACGCCACCGCCUGCCUCGCAGCUGAGAAACAUGCUGGUGUGUCUUGCGUGACAGCGUCUAUGGAUGACAUACAGUUUGAAGAGGCUGCCAGGGUUGGACAAAUUAUCACCAUCAAAGCAAAGGUGAACAGAGCGUUCAAAACCAGCAUGGAGGUUGGCAUCAAGGUUACAGUGCAAGACGUUUUGACUGAUGUUGAAAAAAUUGUGAGUGUGGCAUAUGCAACAUAUGUAGCCAAACCAGUUGGUGCUGGAAAGAUUGAAUUAGAACCUAUAAAGCUGCUCUCUGCCCAAGACCACCUGGAGCACACCCUGGCUAUUGAGAGAAGAAGAAUACGACUGGGCUAUGAACAGGUCUUCAAGAACCUAAUGCAGGAGAGUAAUAAGGAAGAUACUUUUGAAGACGAAGAUGCAGUUUCAACUGAGUUUACACACGUACAGAGUAUUGAGCUUGUCCAGCCUCCUCAUGCAAACCAUCAUGGCAACACUUUUGGUGGCCAGAUCAUGGCUUGGAUGGAGACAGUGGCCAGUAUUGCAGCAAGCCGCCUUUGUCGUUCAUAUCCCAUCUUGAAAUCAGUCAAUAUGUUUAAAUUCUGGGGACCAUCUGUGGUGGGUGACCGCCUUGUCUUCAAUGCAAUUGUGAACAAUACAUUUCAAAAUAGUGUGGAGGUUGGUGUCCGUGUUGAGGCUUAUAACUGUGAAGAAUGGAUCAAGGACCAAGCACGGCAUAUUAACAGCGCGUUUCUCAUUUUUAACGCUGUAAAUGACAAAGGACAGCUGCUCACCUUCCCCAAAAUCAAACCUACUACAAAGGAUGGCAUGAGGCGAUACCGUGGAGCUAUUGUCAGAAGGAGAAUUCAACUAGCCAGAAAAUGUAUGCUGUCUGCUAAAGAAGACAAGCCUUCUGACCCCUGGGAGAGAAGCAACCAGGCAUAUAUGAGUUACAGCAAUGUGGCUGCACUGACACACCUAGCAGCAAAAGUGGGAUGGGAAAUAACCAGUACACUGGAUGAUGUAAAAAUAUGGACUCAUGAGGAAGGUGAUGUGUUGUCACUCAAAGUUGAAAUGCAAGUGAAGAUACCAUCACGCUUAGCUUUCUCACUUUUGACUGACUUCACACUCCGCCAACAGUGGGACAAGCAUGUCUUAACUUGUGAGGUCCUACAGGCUGUGAAUGAAGACGAGAAAAUAUAUUAUGUUACAUCUCUACCCGUAACUGGCCAUAAACCCAGAGACUUUGUGAUUCUCGUGUCUCAAAGGCAACCCUGUAAACCAAGCGAACCCUACGUGGUAGCUGUAAAAUCAGUUACCCUCACCUCUGUGCCACCUUCUCCAGGAUACUGCAGGAGUGAGAUCCUUUGUGCUGGAUUCCAGAUCUACAGUGGAAGCAACAGCAACUGUACGGUGUGUUACUUCAAUCAAGUGACAUCAGGUUUAAUGCCGUACUUAGCUGCAAAUCUUACUGGCUCAUCAAAAGCCAUUGAAGACACUGCUUUGGAAUGUAUAAAGUUCUUGGAGCGGGAAGGCAGCAAGUCCUAAAGAUAAGAACAGAUUUGUGAAGAGACCUCUGAAGAUUGUCAACCAGUACCAGUUAAAAUUCCUGCAUGCGUGUUCAUUGACUUUCUACAGUUAGUUGUUUUGGAUCAUGUAGCCAAUAUUGGGCUUGAGCCUGAGAAUAUCUAGUACAAGCAUUUUCUAUCAAAUUAAGAUUAGGCUUUAGGCUCUAAAUUCAAUUUAAUUUUAAAAAGAUUAAAGGAUAGAUUCCACUCUUGUUUGCAUUGAUUAAUUUUAUAUAAAUGGAGCCAGAAUUUGGCCAGGUAGAGCUGUAGCUCAAGAGACAAUUUCACUGUUUUAAUAUCAUAUUGAAUGUAAUGACAUCCAGCCAGUUUUAGUUCAGUAAAUACCACCCUGGCUAAUUUGCAGAGAAGUGAUGCUGCCAAGUCGCUUACCCAGUGGUCUGACCUGGUUGUCCAGGUUCUCGCACACCCAUUAUAUGUAGAUUACACCCUAUGUAAGAUAGCAUUUGCUAAUGUUUGUACUUUAUCUGUUAAUACUUGUAGUUUAUCCGUGACUUCCAAUAAAUUAUUGUUUCUGAGAUUA